This is a messenger RNA of Tetrapisispora phaffii CBS 4417, 663 nucleotides long. It is a transcript of the gene JAC1, whose product is annotated as J-type chaperone JAC1. Gene Ontology annotation, biological process: [2Fe-2S] cluster assembly; protein complex oligomerization. Bases 1 to 663 code for a protein of 220 amino acids. The record is from RefSeq and is a predicted model, not a curated record. The transcript has a single exon. Gene Ontology annotation, cellular component: mitochondrion. Gene Ontology annotation, molecular function: ATPase activator activity; protein-folding chaperone binding. NCBI's taxonomy places the organism in Eukaryota, Fungi, Ascomycota, Saccharomycetes, Saccharomycetales, Saccharomycetaceae.
AUGUUCAGUGUUUCUAGUAAAGUUCUAUGCCGUUCACGUUUGAGACGUGCUCUGCAGAGCAGGUCGAUGAGUAACUAUUUCAAACUGUUUCCAAAAACAUUCCCUUCACAGAAACCGGAGUGGGCUGUCGAUACAAAGAGUCUGCGGAAGGAGUACCGAUCGCUACAGGCAAAGUUCCAUCCUGAUGCCAAUAUCUCCACGCCAGAGGUUGGGGAGACUUCAUCUUCCUCAGAUCAAUCUUCUCUACUGAAUAUUGCUUAUGACACUUUAAAGACCCCUUUACUAAGGUCACAGUAUAUUUUAGGUUCUUUCUUCGAUACCAACUUGCAACAAGAAGCUGUUGCAAAUAAAUUCUUGAAUGGCGACUCGAAUAUCUUGUUGAAGAUAUUAGAGAUACAUGAGAACAUUGAAGAUUGCCAGGACGCUGAAGAGAUAGAAGAAUUGAAUAAUGCGAAUAAGUCAAGGAUCGAAAAUGUGGAGAAAGAACUGGAUUCACUCUACGGUAGAUUGUUUAAUGGUCAAGAGCAUAUAGUUAGGGAUACAGAGCUUAUGGACAUUAUUGCUAAAAAGACAGUGGAAUUGAAAUACUGGAUUAAUCUUUCAAAGGCAAUCAAAGAAUGGGAACCAGAUGCAGAUAAUUCGAAUAUUACAAUCAACCAUUAA